Molecule: messenger RNA, 648 nt
Organism: Symbiodinium necroappetens
Lineage: Eukaryota; Dinophyceae; Suessiales; Symbiodiniaceae
Source: the annotation of a GenBank genome assembly
AUGUGCGGCUCUCAGCAAGCCGUCCUCCAGCAUCAGCAGACCGCCGGACCCUUUGAGGUAUCCGCAGUGGACUCCUCUUGUGGCCUUGGCCGCGAGUGGGAGUGUGGAUCGCGCUCAGGUGGUGGCAGAGCUACUGUCAGCCCAGACAUCGUCUGCAGAGCUUGCCGACGAGACCGUUGCGCAGCACUUUGUCAAGGCAGUCUGCAAUAUGAUGCCAAUAUACUGAGUGAUUGCAUUCUGGCGGCAAGCGACCGUUCCCGCAAGUGCCGAUGGCUUCAGUGGAGCAGCUUUGACCAAGGCCCUUGCCGCGCUGCAUCCCAACGACAUGGAGUCCUAUUUGGAAGAUGUUCGACCGGAGGCGGAAUGUGUGUCGUCGUCGUGGUGGUGGUUUUGGUUUUGUGGUUUGUUUGUCGUUGUGGUCAUAGAAAGAUAGAUCGGCAGCUAGACCGACAGAUGAGGAAUCAGCUUGGAGGAGGCAUCUCUCGAAAUGCCUUCAGGAGCUGCCACUGCACUCUGUCGGCUUACCGUUCGUCCGACCCGUGCCAGGAGCUGGAAUCACUUGAGAACCGGCUGGAGGACUGGGAGAGUAUUGUACAACCACUGCAGCUUGUCACAAUUCCCUGGCCAGUUGCAAUACAUUCACCAUGA